AAAUUGACAAACACCUUAGUUUUGUAGAGACCAGACAUCUAGAAGAGUGAGGGCAUGUGUUCCCGGAGCAACUCGGCCUUCGUGCCGCCGGUGCCGAAGCCGCAGCAGACGAAGCGGCGGCAGGAACAGGAGUCAAGAGGCUGUCGCAGGGGAUCCCGGGCCUCCCGGCGUGCGUUGGCGAAGAGCGAGGAGGUGCGGAGGUACAGCGCGGUGGAGCGUCGUGAGCGCAUCGAGAGAUACCGGAGCAAGCGCAAGCGCCGCAACUUCCAAAAGAAGAUCACCUACGCUUGCCGGAAGGCGCUCGCGGAUAGACGGUGGAGGAUCAAGGGGCGCUUCGCACACGCCGGAGAGGAAGAACAAAAGGCGUGCCUUGCAGAAACGUCAAACCAAGGUUCAAGCAGCACUAGCGGAAGUGCGGUGCCGGAGUGGUGGCCAGCAAUGGAGGAGGCGCUGGCUAGGAAGGAGGAGGUGGAUGGCAUCACUAAGCUCCUCCGCUGUGACCAUGAGAUGCUCGUCUCAUACCUCGGCCUAAACCUCUGCUGUGCUCGUGACCCUUCCAACCAUCCAUCCACCUGAACAAUGUAGUGCAAUCAAACGCCGUCUAUCCAAGGUCACAAGAUUGAAAUCCGAAGUUAAAGAAAAAAAAAGGAGUCGUAUGUUGAGUUUUUCAUUUUUCUAUUUCCAUUUUUGAAAUGAGCUUUUGAUCCAUCUACGGAAGCUGUUAUUUUUUUUCCUUUUUUGAGAUCCUAUGGAAGCUGUAGGAAUUGGAAGUUCUAGCCAACUCAUGGGCCAAAUCAAACUUGGGCUAUGCAUCCCAAAUUGCUGUAUCUUUGCGGAUUAAGAAUGCUUACUUUUUUUAAAGAGA
Messenger RNA from Triticum aestivum (bread wheat), 865 nucleotides. RefSeq lists its product as uncharacterized. The transcript has 2 exons. Gene Ontology annotation, biological process: regulation of flower development. Gene Ontology annotation, molecular function: DNA-binding transcription factor activity; protein binding. NCBI's taxonomy places the organism in Eukaryota, Viridiplantae, Streptophyta, Magnoliopsida, Poales, Poaceae. Gene Ontology annotation, cellular component: nucleus. The record is from RefSeq and is a predicted model, not a curated record. Bases 55 to 576 code for a protein of 173 amino acids.